Messenger RNA from Salmo salar (Atlantic salmon), 6296 nucleotides. Lineage: Eukaryota; Metazoa; Chordata; Actinopteri; Salmoniformes; Salmonidae. The record is from RefSeq and is a predicted model, not a curated record.
AUAAAAGCGCAAGUGUAUUUAUUUCGUUGGAUGCGUAUUAUUAUUAUUUUUGUUGUUGGGGGGUGGUGCGGGGGGGGGGUUUCGACCCGAGACACAUUAUUAAUUUCUUAUACGAAAGAAGGGGAAAUAAUUCAACAUAAAAUGGCGAAUAAAUUGUCAUUCAAAUUGUAGGUUUAUUUUUGAUAGAAUAGCAGUGUCCAGCUCAGUAAGCCGUUUGACAACAAUCGUCGUGUGAUCCUGGUAUCCCAUGGUUGAUGAUGGAGGAGACCGGUCCUCGUAUAGCAGACUACUUUGUGGUAGCAGGGCUCACUGACUCCUCCAAGCCCUUAGAGGAGGAACUGCAGCUGGACGAUAUUCCUGGUCGCUUUCCCCGCUCGGCCCCUGGUGGUCGGCCCCUGGCCCCCAUCACAGACGUAGCUGUGGUUAUAUGCUCACUGGGGGAAGCGGUUCCUCAGGGUUACACCUGCCUCGAGUCCACUCCGUCUGGUCUGUCUGCAGAGCUGAACGGAGCCAGUCUCAGAGGGCCUCAGAUUUACCUCUGCUACAAGAGAGGUCGCGAUAAACCUCCUCUCACUGAUCUGGGGGUUCUGUUUGAGUGGAAGGAGAAGCUGAAGCCUGGCUGUCACAUCGUCCAAACCACUCCCUCUGGUCGCCCUGCCAACAUCAGUAGCUCCUCCUCCCAGCGCAUCUACAUCACCUAUCGCCGCUCCCCGCAGAGCCAGCCUCACACGUCAUUGGCUGUCACAGAUGUCUGCAUCAUCAUCCCGGGCAAAGGGGAGACGCCCCCUCACACCUUCUGCAAGGUGGACAAGAACCUCAACAGUAGUAUGUGGGGAUCCUCAGUGUACCUGUGUUACAAGAAGUCACUGGCUAAAACCAACACAAUCGCUUACAACGCAGGUCUGUUGUGUAGGUACCCAGAGGAGGACGAUGAGUCCUUUCCCCUGCCGGAGUCUGUUCCUCUGUUCUGUUUACCCAUGGGAGCUAGCAUCGAGUUCUGGCCAGCUCACACCAAACACUCCCUGCCUGUCUUCUCUACCUUUGUACUGACUGGGGCUUCUGGGGACAAGGUGUAUGGAGCUGCCAUCCAGUUCUAUGAGCCGUACCCAGAGGACCAGCUGAGUGAGAGGCAGCGUUCUCUCCUGGGGCUACCGGGCACGUGCAGUAGCGGCGAGGGGACAAAGAGCGUUCACGCUAACAAGAGUAUCUGUUUGCUGUCACACUGGCCGUUCUUUGACUCGUUCAGGAACUUCCUGACGUUUCUCUACAGAUACUCCAUCUCUGGACCCCACGCUCUGCCCAUAGAGAGGCACAUCUCCCACUUCAUGCACAAAGUCCCGUUCCCCUCUUCGCAGAGGCCGCGAAUCCUAGUACAGCUGUCUCCACAUGAUAGUCUGAUGCUGAGCCAGCCUGUCUCCUCCCCUCUGCCUCUCAGUGGUGGCCGCCUCUCCACGCUGCUCCUUAACCUGGGUCCUAAGAAUGCGACCACUCUGCUGGUUCUGACUGUAACAGAACACAAGAUCCUGGUCCACUCUCUCAGACCGGCCGUGCUGACCAGUGUUACGGAGGCCCUGGUGUCGAUCAUCUUCCCCUUCCACUGGCCGUGCCCCUACAUCCCUCUGUGCCCGCUUGCCCUGGCAGAUGUUCUCUCUGCCCCGUGCCCUUUCAUCGUGGGCGUCGACUCACGUUACUUUGACCUCUACAUGCCUCCUCCCGACGUCUGCUGUGUCGACCUGGACACCAACAACAUAUUACAUAAAGAGGAGAAAAGGGCCCUAACUUGGAAGAUACUACCACAGAAAGCCUGCAAACAUCUCCUCAAUACCCUGGGUAGUCUGUACCAACAGCUGACUGAAGGUGGCCAAGUCAACGGCGACGACGGUCUGAUGGAGCCCACUGCGAGUGACCCAGACCUGGCGAGCGGAGGGAAGAGCCUCCACACGCUAGAGAUGCAGAUCCAGGAAGCAUUCCUUAGGUUCAUGGCGGCCAUAUUGAAAGGGUACCGCUCUUACCUCCUCCCCAUCACGCAGGCCCCUUCCGAAAGGACCACGGACGCAAGCUCGCUGUUCGACUUGCAAGGGUUCUUAAAGAGCCGGGAUCGUUCCCACCAGAAGUUCUACUCCCAGAUGAUCAGGACCCAGAUGUUUAUCCGGUUCAUCGAGGAAUGUUCCUUCGUCAGCGAUAAAGAUGCCAGUCUGGCCUUCUUCGACGAGUGUGUUGAUAAGCUUUACAGCAAUGGAAGCAAGAUUCAGAUGGACAGUGAUGUCCCAGAAGACACCUGGUUGAUAGAGCUGGACGAGUCCCAUCGCAGUGAACACACUGUCUACAUCAACCCUCCUGAACUAAGAUCGUUGGCACAGGGAGAAGAGCAUCCUCUCUGUUACAGCUACUCUGGGUUUCCGGUGCUGAGUCGUGAUUUGUUGGCGCUCCAGGAUGGACCUCAUCCCCCCUCAGCCAGCCUGACACAGAGACACACCAGUCCAGCCAGCCCCGCAGCCAUCUUUAGACGCUCCAAACAGGAGAUCCGCUCAGCCCAGAGGAUGGCUAAAACACACGCCUCCGUCCCCCAGAUGUGGUCUAAGUGUCUACUGCGUCACUGUUACGGCCUGUGGUUCAUAUGCCUGCCAGCCUAUGCCAGCGCAUGCCACUCCAAGGUGCGGGCACUACGCAUGGCGUACGACAUCCUCAGGAAGAUGCAGGACAAGAAGCUGCAGGCGCCUGAUGAGGUGUGUUACCGGGUGUUAAUGCAGCUGUGUGGACAGUACAGCCAGCCUGUCCUGGCGGUCAGAAUCCUGUUUGAGAUGAAGAAGGCUGGAGUCCAUCCCAACGCCAUCACCUAUGGUUACUACAACAAGGCGGUGUUGGAGAGCACGUGGCCGUCCAAUACCAGAGGAGGCUACUUCCUGUGGGCCAAGCUGAGGAAUGUGGUCCUGGGAGUGGGACGAUUCAAACAGCUGGGACGGAAACAGAUGGUGCAGAACCAAACCCAGAGCAGAGACACACAGCUAUCAGACUACAGUGAUCUGGACACAGUCAGUCAUGGUAGUGAAGACAGUACUAACGACUCAGUUGAGCGGGUCUCAAUCGAUACAGACUUCACUAAGAUGGACUCCAGCGAUGAUGGAUCAAGCACAGGUGGCCAAUCAGACCAAGGCUAUGACUCUCUAUCCAAGGAGGAAGAGAGGAUGAUGGGAAGGGACAGCGACAGAACACCACUAGCGCAGGAGAAGUCAGAGAGGGAGUCUUGUCCUCUGAGAAGACAGGACCACAUUACCACACCCGGUGACUCCAACAGACCAAAGAACCGAAGACUGAGGCCCAAUUCCCUGGAUCUGACCGGAGGACAGAGGACUCUCAGGACCAUCACACUUAACUUCACCUCCAACACCAUGCAGGUCCGGGGCCCUGCUCCAAAACGGCCGCCGCCUCCGAACUGCAAACCUGGGAAAGCUGAAGCCAGUCAGGCUGAUCCUACCCAGAACCAGGAGAGAUUGGAUGGAGGAGAGAGGGAGGAGAUAGAAGGUAGUAAGAACAGACAUACACCUGCCAUGGAGGUGGGAAGGAGGAUUGUGAGCUGCAGUGGUGGAGACACUGAAAGGCCUGCAACCUGCAGUGUUAGUGGAGAUGGGACCGAGGCUGCAGAUUGCAGUGUUAGUGGAGAUGGGACCGAGGCUGCAGAUUACAGUGUUAGUGGAGAUGGGACCGAGGCUGCAGAUUACAGUGUUAGUGGAGAUGGGACCGAGGCUGCAGAUUGCAGUGUUAGUGGAGAUGGGACCGAGGCUGCAGAUUGCAGUGUUAGUGGAGAUGGGACCGAGGCUUCAGAUUGCAGUGUCUCCAAACAGAGCAGUGUAAAAAACAGCGGUGAAACCGUGGACAGAGCCAUCAAGAGGACAGGUAUCGUUGAGACUGGCUUUGACCCUCUGUCCAUUAUAGCAGCUGAGACUGAGACGGACACAGAGACGGAGGGUGAUGUGGACAGUAGCAGUACCCACGCAGCCCGCCGAGACCUGGCAGAAGAGAUAGAGAUGUACAUGAAGGUUCUGAGCCCUCUGAGCAGCAGGACGGCCAGCAUGGACCUUCAGAACCCAUCCAGCCCGUUACUCCACGCCACCUCCACCCCAUCUAAACACUCAUCCCAUCGACCUCGGCCCCUCAGCCUGACCUACUCCCCAUGUACCUCCCCUCGACCCCUUCCUCCCUUGCUUCGUGCCAACUCACAACUCCCCCUCUCCAGGCCCAAAGAACGUCUCCGUCCCUCCUCGUUGGUCUCCCCCUCCUCCCCUACUCCUUCCUCAACUUUCUCCAUGGACUCCCUCCUCACACCAACUCUUAGUCUGGACAUGUUUAAGAGCAGCUUCCUGUCGGCAGGGAAAGGGGUGGCUGAGAAGGCUAGCAGGCUCUACUCUCGCCUGUCAUCACAGACAUCACUCUCACAGGAUGUGAACUGUGACCAGAUCAGCGUGUCAUCAAUGACCUCAGUGGACCCAGAAUGCACCUCUCUGUUGGAAGAAGGCUCUGUCCUGGACCCUGAAGGUUUCACCUCCUCCUACGCCUCCCCCCAGCACGACAGCGUCACGUGCCUGAGGAGGAGCCCAGCCAGGGGACGCCUCGUCUCUCAGAGCCCCACCUCGCCCUGCAAGGUGUUCCGCCACAACUCCUUCUCUAGUGGUUUGGCUCCUCCCUCUAGAGGUCCCCAGACUCCAGACUCCUCUCCUGAUGCCUCCCGCUUCCACCUCCGUCACCACUACACUACCGAGGUGUUGAUGUGCAGCUGCAGUCGCUGUAAGACAUGUGACUGCCUGGUGUAUGAUGAAGAGAUCAUGGCAGGAUGGACGGCCGAGGACUCCAACCUCAACACCACCUGUCCCUUCUGUGGCUCUUCCUUCCUGCCCUUCCUUACUGUGCACAUCAGGGACCUGAGACGCAGGACCAGUGACGAGAGUCACCAACCUUUAGUAGAGGACUCUGAGGGUGUAGCUGGAGCACUGAUACCCCAGUCAGCCACAGCUCCAGCAGAGGAGCGACAGGACUCUGAGGGUGUAGCUGGAGCACUGAUACCCCAGUCAGCCACAGCUCCAGCAGAGGAGCGACAGGACUCUGAGGGUGUAGCUGGAGCACUGAUACCCCAGUCAGCCACAGCUCCAGCAGAGGAGCGACAGGACUCUGAGGGUGUAGCUGGAGCACUGAUACCCCAGUCAGCCACAGCUCCAGCAGAGGAGCGACAGGACUCUGAGGGUGCAUCUGGGUGUCCACAGGACCUUGUCCCAGGCCCAACUUCAGAUCCAAACUCUCCCCCACCUCCAGCCUCUCCCCCAUCCCCUGCCUCGACUACAACUUGUAGUUCUCCAACCCCAACCCCAUCUCCUUCUCCACCAGCCCCAGUGACGGUCCCUUACCUGAGUCCCUUGGUUCUGUGGAAAGAGCUCGAGUCUCUGCUGGGUAAUGAAGGCGACCAGGUGAUCAGUUCUCCCAGCAUCGUGGACCAGCACCCUAUCGUAUUCUGGAACCUGGUGUGGUACUACCGAAGACUGGAACUCCCUUCUCACCUGCCCGGUCUCAUACUGACCUCACAGCACUGCAGCCAGGGACACGUACUACAGGUCCCAGCCCAGAGUGUGUCUUCAGAGGACAGUAAACAUGUCCUGGUCCGCAUCCUGUGGGACAACCCGUCACUACACCAGGACUCUGUCCAGGCCCUGUACAUGCUCUGGCACGCACACUUCUCUGUCCCUUCAGCCAGAGGAACAGUUUUUGAGGAGGGCCAGCCCCAGGAUCAUAUCUUCUCCUCUGAGGUCCUACAGGGUAUAGUGAGGAGCAUUCAGAAGGGAGAUGUUUACCAGCCCAUGAGUCAGGUCCUACAGCUGCUGGGACCAGAGCUGGGCUUCAGUAGACAGAGGAGUUUGUACAGAGAUCUCCUCUUCCUGGCGUUAACCGCUCUGGGGAAGAGCAACAUCAAUACUGAUGUGUUUGAUCGUGAGUACAAGGUCGCUUACGAUCGCCUCAGCCCCAGCCAGGUGAAGAUGACACACAACUGUGACCGGCCCCCAGGGGCAGGGGUCAUGGAAUGUAGGAGGAUAUUCGGGAAGCCCAGUCUGUGAUCUCUCCACCUCACCUCCUCUGGAGGAACUUUAGGCAGUCCAGUCUCCCCACCUCCCCUUGGCUGCUAUCCAUCCAUCCCAUCCCAUCCCUCCCAAAACAUGACUGCUGCUCACUUACUACCAGCCCCUCUCUCUGGCCCCUCUCUCUCUCUCUGGCCCCUCUCUCUCUCUCUGGCCCCUCUCUCUCUGGCCCCUCUC